GGCAGGUUGCUGUGGGGUGGUCGGUCGAUUGAUACCGUCCGUAAAUUACCGACACGAUAAGAUAAAACAUGACCAGAAAAUCAAUUAUGAGUAUUUUUGUUUAGUAUAGUUUAGUAUUAGAAAUUUUACAAUUGAGUGCUACUUUUGGUGUUUACGGGCAGCAGGUAGGCGGCAGACGGGAUGAGAGUUUAUUUUCUGCUGUUGUGUGUAUAUAGCGUCGCGAGUGUUAGCGACAAAGAGUCGGAGCUGGAGUCGAAGAGGAGGACAGUACUCGAGCAGCUGACGAAGACGCGUACAGUCCUGCUAGAUGGCUACCACCUGGUUACGCGGCAGAUCGCCACAGAUGUACAUAUGUUUAGAAGUUAUCGCACUGUAUCUGUUAUAUUCUACCCCAUCAUGAGGGAUGUCACGGACGCUCGCUUCACAUUCCAGUCAGAAGAACUUCACUUGAAUAACAUUGGUUCCUGUGAACCCCAAGAUGUGGUCAUAAACAUAAAAAGAGCGUCGUAUCCAGCGGUCAACCCUGACGGCUACGACUUCCCCAAAGACUUCCUAGACCCGGCAUCGAGAGACAAGAUACAUACUAUAGAAAUAUACUCAGACGGCAAAAACAGAACACAUUCUAUAAAAAACCCAAGGCCGGGGAAUUGGUAUGCGUUGGUUUACAUCAAAUGGGAGGAUCCGAGGACGCAGAAAGUUGAACAGCAAGGCUUAGUAGCAGACUGCAACACGAUACUGUACACAGACUUGCAAGUGAAGCGUGAAGACGAGAUCGAACUCAUUGACUGUUACAGCGGCCUCACCAUCGACAGUGCUGACAUACCAGCCAACUUCAAAUGCAUGUCUCUUGACAACGCUUCCCCCAUCAGCUUCAACAUAACCGUCACCAACACAAGCAAUAGUAGCAACAUCCUCUUCAGAGUACAAGCGCUUUCUUUACCAACAGAGGAGGAGUAUCUGAUAACCUGCGCGUUCGAUCCGAAACUCAACAACAUUCAAACAAUAACGUUCAUCCCAAAUCCAAUCUCCUGGCAUUACAUCCAAGUGGAACCAAUUCAGAACACUUCCAAAUACGCCGAUUGUGAGUCAUACUACUACAGAACGGAUAUCGAAGAAACUGACAACCAUACCGUUCUGGAUCUUAUGAGAGAUGACAAAGGUCGAUUCUUUACAUUCGAAUACGGACUGCCCACAACAGACGUUCAAGAUGCAACAAGUCUUAUCAACAUUACUUCCAACGAAAUUAAAUCAGUAAGGUUCAAAGUAAACCAGUUUAUUGAUAUUGGAGGCAACCUAGCGAUAGAAGCAAGUUUGCUAAUGAGCUUGAAAUACUACAUGGGAUACAGAAGGGAGAUGAAAAAAGGUGCUUUACUUGGCUUCACGCAGGAAAACCAGUUCUAUAGAGCCGUCAUUUGUUUAGACAUCGGUCACACCAGUAUACCUUUAGAAACUGGCCAUUGUAAGUACAAUGAUAAAGUUAAACCUGCGCUCUUCGUCCUAAACAGUACGGAUUCAGAGUCUAUUUAUGAGAAAACUAUUAUUCCGUAUCCUGAUAGCGGGACGUGGUAUUUGACGUCAAGACUUUUCUGCGACGAAGUAGUGUGUCCUUGUAGAACCUCACAUAACGGGACCAAGUAUUACGUGGAUGCUGAAGCGGCUGACAAAGAAGGGGAGAAUCUUUCUGGGGAGUUUACGAACUACACAAGAGAAGGAGAGACUAAUUGUAAUGCUACCCUGGUGCUGUCGAUAUCGUCGACGUCUUGCUUGAACGGGCGGUGCAGUAAUCAUGGCAAUUGUCUGCUGAACACGUUUGGAGGACUGGUUAUGUCAUUUUGUUCGUGUUCCGCCGGAUACGGAGGUUGGGACUGCUCAGACGACUCAAGGAUGGACAGCAGGAUGUACAUGUUGAUCGCCGUGCUGCUCCUGACACUGAGCAACCUUCUCUUCUUCAUCUCCAUAUACGUCGCCAUCAUCCGCCUCUACUACACCGAAGCCAUGAUGUAUGCCUUUACCAUGGUCUUUUCAACCUUCUACCAUGCGUGCGACGCGCCUGCGCAAGUAGCCUACUGCAUCACCAGAGGUAAUAUCCUCCAAUUUGGCGACUUCUACUGCGGUAUCAUGUCUUUCUGGGUGACACUCCUCGCCAUGAGCGUUAUUGGAGACAAACUGAGGUCGUCCUUUCAGCUCAUAGGAGCUAUCGUCAUAGCACUUCUGACCACUUGGAACAUGCACUCCUUUGUUGCGUUUAUGCUCCCGGUAGCAGUAGGAGUGUUCGUACUCCUGCUGUCCUGGUUUCUGGACUACAGAAAGACGCGCAGUAUGAGCUACCACAGGUCGUAUUACACCAGACAUUUGCCGUUCGGUAUAGCGCUCGUGUCUGUCGGCUUAAUCUGCUACGCGUUCUUGCAAACUGAACAAAAUUACAAAAUUAUACAUUCUAUUUGGCAUGCGAUUAUUGCAUUAAGCGUGGUGUUUUUACUACCAGAUGUGAAGAGGGAGGGUAGCCCCAAUCCGUUCCUUCCAAGCUCCAACUAUUGUAAGUUACCGUUCCGUAGAAUUUUCAGUCGAUCUCCAGCCCCCGCAACGCCAGGGAACCAAUCAUAGGACAUAAUCUGGUGCAAAUAUUCAGAAUCGAAUGAAGUAAUAUUUGACGUUGAGAGUGAAGUGAACAAAUUAUGAUUAAUGACAAUUUUUAAUGUUAAAUAUUACUUUAUUGAUUAGUCAACGAUAGAUCGUUUGUUAUUGCUGUGUCAACGUUAUAUUCAAUGGCGCACCAGACAAUUUAAGCGCAACAAACGAACGUUUGGAUACUUAUUUUUUUAUGACUAUUGCCACAGGCAUGUAUAAUCUUUCAUUAUACUUAUCUUAAUGACAAAUAUGGCACCCUAACGUCAUAGUCAUCACUAUUUUACGUUUCAUAGGACUGGAAAUUAUACCGUUUUAACUUAACCUGCAGAUUUGACAGGUCCAGUUUUUUACAGAAGCGACUGCCUGUCCAAUUACAGUUUAAGUCACAUACCUCAGAAAACAUAUUUUCGGUUAUAAUGUAGGUUUCCUCAGGAUGUUGUCCUUCACCGCUAAGCACAUGAUAAUUAUUUAAGAUCUAAAUAUGAAUUCGAAAUCAAAAUCUAAACUCAUUGGUUUAGGCCGCGCUAGAUUUGAACCUGCGAGCCCACAAUGAGAGCCAAGCGUUUUUCCAACUAAGCUACAACAGCUCAAAGUAAACUAAGGUCAUUCAUUCAUUAAAUUUAUAAAGUAUAUUAGGACAAGUCCAAAAAAGGAUAAUAAAAGGUCGCCAUACCAAAAAGUCGCCGAUUUAAAUUUUACUGCAUAAUUUCCAUAUUAUGUCCUGUUGUGGUAUACAAAGUGUCUGGUCCGCCAUUGUAGUAGAACCACAGGAUAGCAAUUUGUACCUACUCUAUCUAUCGUUGUGCAUAUAUUUGACAUUUGUUUGCAUUGCGCACUUACUACGCAUAUCAAAUUGCAAUAUUGCUUUCUUAGAUGAAUUCCUUCGAUGUGGCCAUUUUAACCAGUUCACAGCAAUUAGUUUAAAUAUUUCAAUAAAAUGACAUUUUACAAUCGUCUCAAUGCGCGGUAAAAGUUUGAUCUGUCAAAAAGUAGGUACGUAAACUAGAGUUGUGACUGUGACGUUCAUUAACAUAGUGAUGUAUCAGUCGAUAUUAGGUUGAUCGAUUAUUUUCUAUCUAACAAUUGUUUACUUGCAAAUAAAUAUAUUUUUUUCUGGAUUGAAGCUAGCUUGUCUGCAUCUAGGUUUUGUUAACAAAAAUCUCAUCCGAAUGUGUUUUUUCGAAAAGGCGUUUACGUAGGUUUUACUAUAAAGCGACGAUAUUAUAUUUAGUGUAUAAGAUAUAAAUGUUAUUUCAUUUAGUAGCUAUCUGCUAGUCAACUGUUAGUCCGAAAAGUACAGACAUUGUUUUGUGUUUUUUUUUUACAGAAAGUGGUGUUAUCUCUAUAGUAUAAGAUUAUUAUUUUUUUGUGACAAGGUAGCGAUGUGACAAUAGAUAUUUAUCAGGGUUAGAUUAUCGCUGAAGUACAUUUGUUACAAAUUGAUGUAUUAUCGAAAUGUUGAUAAAUGACCGAUAUGUCGAUGUUUAUUGUAAUUAGAGUCUGACCGAAGAUAUAAAACUAAUCGAGUUUUUAGGAUGUUUCCCAUUUGUCCGAUCGUACGACCGGUCAAUCGACCUAGUGAGACUUUAUUCUUGUUCGUCAUGCUAAUCUAACAAACGGAAAAGGGGUUUUCCCGUGCGUCCGAUCGUACGACCGAUCAAUCGACCUAGUGAGACUUUAUUCUCGUUCGUCAUACUAAUCUAACAAAUGGGAAAGGAUGUUUUCCGUUCGUUCUAUUUAACGAGUAUUAUGAUAGAAACUACUAGGCGUAUAUUUUUGGUCCGCUUUUACCGGUUAUUUUGGAACCCUGUUAAAAGUAAUGUCUAUAUAGUCACACAAUCAAAGAAGACUGCAAAAUUUAAGGAUUUGUUUAAUAGAUUUAAAGACGUGGCGACUAACAACAUAAUAUACAUGUAGGUAAUGUCCUAGAGAUUUUAUAAUCUGACCAUUUACAUAUUGAAAUGUAUUUUCAAAAUCCAUCAUAAUUUCUAUACGCGUAAAGCUAUUAAUAAGAAAACACGUCUUGAUCAAGAAAACCCUUAUGUGAUGAGAUUUUACCAAAAAUAUUACUAAUUAAGUUGUAGAUAAAAUUAAUUUGUCUUAAAAGAAAGGAAUUUUGCAAAGUAUAUUUUUACGACUGUACUUAUACUCUAUUACGAUGUGAUGAUGGCUGUAACAUGAUAAUAUGAUGUUUCUUUUGCAUUUGGCUGUAACGUAUAUUCUGUCCUGUUCUCGCAGCGAUCAUCAUAUUACACUGAAUAGAGUAUGAAUUAUGAAUUUAUUCAAUUAUUGGUAUGAAAAAAUUAAAGUAUUAUGCACAAAUCGUCGCUGAAGUCGCAAACUGAAGUAUCAUUACAGAUACGUCAGUUAGCAAAGUCAGCCACGAAAUAUACUAUAAGAGAAAAGAUAUCUUGAGAUUGCUAUCUCUUUCUACCAUGUUUUUAAGACGACUACGAUAUUAUAUUUGGACUAUUUGGACAAUAACACAAAGAUCAAGAAAUAUAUUUUAGUGUAAACACAAGACGUGUCGAAGCUGCUCACUUUUGCCUUUGCUAUUCCUUUCGAUCAUUUGCAUUUAUGUCUAGUGCCAUAGGUAGUGUUUGACAAAUGCUUUAAUGUCCUUUAUAAUAUUUGCUAUUUCGAGCACUCAAACAAUUAUUAUAAAAAUAAACUUUUAUAAUGAGACUGAUUCUAGAAAAAAAUUGUUGCCUUUUCGACAAGUUAAGGUAGACUUUCGACAAUGGACCCUUUUUCACUAAAACGGAAACAGGUGUAGAUGAGAAUAACAUAAGCUCAUGAUUAUAUUCCAAAUGUGGUAGUCAGAGGAACUUCCAUCGCAAGAUGAACUAAGUACGCGCACCUCAAUUGAAUCAGUCAAAAUAGUACAAUUUAAAACUAAGCUGUGUUUUUUAAUCGACUGAUAGAAUUUGAGUUAUGAGUUAUUUAGCAAAUUGCUCGCUAACGUUUUAUGUAUCUCUGCUUUACAUUCCUUAUUUUUUAGACUAAGUUCUUAUAGUGCAAUGCAUCUUUUUUAACUUUUUUUUAAUCGUAGAUACAAUUUUUUCACAAACCUUUUAUUUAUAAUCACGUAAAUCAUAUUAAUUUAGUUUUCUCGUUAAAGUUAAGGGAUUUAUUAUAAUGAAAAUGUCCGUUUUCCUUGUACGUAAUGUACUCAAAUAGGUGCCUUAUAAUGUCCAUUUUACAGGCGUUUCAUGAUUUGGAGAGAACAUUUUUUUUGUUCUGGCUUCCGCCAAAUUCCGUCAAAAAAUGACUAAUUUUCGAAUCUUGAAACGUCUACUUUAUGAACAAAUCAAUAGAGUUUUUGUGCCAUUUUUAAACAACAAUUUUUUUGUAGUUGAUCAUAACUUGUAUAUAAAUAUAUGAUAUGAAAAUAUACAUUUUGUUUCCUAAAUAGAUUUGCUAUUAUCUUGUAAUAAAUAUAGAUAAAGUAAUGUAGUAAUGAAAGUGAUUCGGUAGCUAAAAUUAUGUUGGUAAAAAAAAUCAAGAAAUAGUGUUGCCUAUCGAUAGACUUCGAUAGUUUAAAAAAAACCAAUAGAAUCGAGAGGCUAUCGAUAGUAAUACUAGAUCGAUAGUAUUACUUUGAAACGAUAGUGGUGUCGAUUCCAGUUCACUCCAUCUAAUUUUAUUUGAAGUUAUACCUGUCAUUUUCUUAUCCGCCAAUAAGGAAAGGGACGAGUAAUCGACAGGCAUCAAAUUUAUAGAUGUCAAUUUUAGGCAGAAAUUUAAACAAUCCUCUCGAAAUUUUACAUCGGCCAGUAGCCCGACAGCACACUUCAAACGGGUUGCAUAUCAGCGAUUUGCCCAUUUUAUUCGCCUGGGUCAUUCGUUCAUUCACUCAUUCAUUUCUAAAUUAGCAGUUGUCAAUCAUCCGUCCCUUUCCUUUUCGGGGGAUACGAAAAUGACAGGUAUAACUUAAAAUAAAAUUAGGUGUCUGCAGGAAUCAGGACUAAUAUUGAUAUAAAUGAGCUAUCGAUAGUUUAAGAUUAUUUUCAGGGUUAAAUAUCGAUUGUCAAGCUGUCGAUAGUUGGGCAACAUUAUUAAGAAGUCAAUUUACCAUAAGCGAACAAAACCCACUUCAGUUGAUCUUAAUGUGGCAGAUAUAUGCCUAUUUCUGUGUGUUUUCAUUACACUUAACGGUGCGUCCGUAUAUAUUGCGAUUGCGAUCAAUCGAUGUCGACAAACAGUCCGAUUUUUGCACAACACUGGUACGGUAACGAGUACUAAUAUGUAUACACUUUGAUACCAUGUCACAUUAACUUUUUAACAAAUUAAACCGUAAGCCUCAUUAAAAUGUCAAAUAUGAUAGUGCGACAGGGUUCUAAAGUGGAUACAUGACUGUACAACUGAAUGAUGUUUUUUUUUUAGAUAAGAUUGUAACAACCUGGACGCGUUAUUAGUAUGUCUUUCCUCGCAAUCAUGUUAUUAUUACACAGAUACUUCUUGCUGCUCAAUUUUAUGACGCUGCAUUUAACAUCCUAUUAUGUAUUUAUUUGCCUCAAAAUUAGGAGAAAACUCGUGAGGAUAUUAUUUAUUUAAAACAUCGUCUCGCCUGCUCCUUAUCUUCUAGCACAAUAAUUUUAAAAAUAGAACUGUCAUUUUACGGUGUGAUGGCAAUUUAACAGAGACUGUCAAGUAAAUACUUUUUGAACCACCUAAAUAUAAAUAUUGUUUUGAAUAACUUCUGUGACUUAUGAUCAACAUUUCUCUUGUUAUUAUUGUUUGUAAUAAAAUGUUGAUAACAAAGGUCUCUGUUAAAAUGUCAAUGCGCAAGAAAAAACAGGUAAAAAAUAUUGAUAAUUUUAGACCAUUACAUUGUUUUUGAAAGCUGUGUUGCUAUAUUAGAAAGAAAAUUAUGUUGCAUUCGUAAAGUAAUUAAUUUAUAUUCGUUGUCCUAUGUAAAUGUGAUCAUUAAAACAAAAAUCUAAGUUAUUAUGAAAA
Messenger RNA from Pectinophora gossypiella (pink bollworm), 7587 nucleotides. Its product is annotated as post-GPI attachment to proteins factor 6. Gene Ontology annotation, cellular component: plasma membrane. Lineage: Eukaryota; Metazoa; Arthropoda; Insecta; Lepidoptera; Gelechiidae. The transcript is spliced from 4 exons. The coding region runs from base 181 to 2604 and encodes 807 amino acids. The record is from RefSeq and is a predicted model, not a curated record.